GCAUUAAUGUACGUACCCCCGUUAAAUUCUAUACGUGCAAAUUAGCCGAUACAGUCUCACAGACUGAUUUUUUACGCUGCCCUUCGCGUCUGCCCAAGUCGCCCUUACCUAACUUCGCCAAUGGGUGGCGUAGUUGUGUUUCCGGGGCAUCUCGCAAGCUUCAGUGACUAACAGCCGCGCAGAACUGGUGCGUGUGAAACAGUUACUUGCAACCGUUUGAGAUUGUUGGAUGACAUUAACAGCAUAUUUCUGUCGGACGAGUACAGUCUUCUCAUGUGUUCAAUGUUCCGGCUGUCAAUAUGCUACCCUUUCUGAUCUGGAUCCAGAUUUUAUCAAUAAACGCUGAACAGUUAUGCGCUCGGCCGGGGGAAAAAGUUGAAAUCCCUUGUCGAAAUGAAAGAAAACUGCCAAAAGUGAAAUGGAGUUAUUAUACAAAGGGCGCGAAGUUCCUUUUAACCUCCAGCGGUGCAGAUGGAGUGAAGAAACACAACGCAGACUUUCAAAGCCAAUUUAGACUUACACAUGACAAUUCACUUGUUAUUGAGGGUAUGACAAGAGAGUAUGAGGGGAAUUACUCGUGUGAACUGUGCAAGAAAGACGAUCGGUGCGAAGUAACAAACGCUUCCCUGUUAUUGUUAAAAGAGACAUAUCUGGUGAACAAAACGAAGGCGAUCGCAGCGCCGGGCGGUGUUUUUACUCAUUCUUGUCCAACCGAAGAGACAGAUAAGAUGGACAGCCCAUCCACUGUGAAGUGGACGUCUGAAUCAAUUGGAAAACCGGUCAUAACUUUCACCCUCCAUGGUCGGUCUGCUGCGAAAAAACCGAAAGACGGCAAGAUGCUGUCAAACGGAUCUAUUUAUUUGUCUGAUGUUGACAGCAGUGAUGCUGGGAACUACAGCUGCUGGGUACAGAGAGGUCCGUGUCACUGGAUCCGCCUGCUGACCGUUAACUUGUACGUUCGGUCAGGAAGCCUCGUGGAAAAUGUGAACCAUGGGGGUUUGGGCCAAACUACUGAAUCUUGGAACCAAGAUGCCCAUGAGCCGCAAGAUAAAAAAGACUCCAGCCAUAAAAUGGUGGUUAUUUCUGCCACUUUGGUCACCUCUCUGCUUGCACUGCUACUUCUCUGCAUGGUUCUCCACUGUAGAUGUAGAAGAUCUGCAGAGAUUACCUCACCUAAUGAGCAACUACAUCCAGAGCCGAGCCACAGGAGCACAGAAAGCUCCAGGUCAGAGAUGAAUGAAACUGAAUAUCAUGUCUAUUCUGUGCUGAACGUAACAAAACCGGAAGAGUACUGUGUCAUCGAAAGCCAGGACACUUGCGUUUAUAGUUUAAUCAAGACCACACCAGCAUGCACUUCUGGAAAUUAGGUUUGAGAGUGGCUUUCGGUAAAGGCGCAAAGUCGUCAGAUACGAGGACCUGCCAUUUCUUAUCUUCUCUGGGUUCCAUGUAAACCAAGAUGAAGAUGAGAUAUGAACUGGGGAAGUUAACAGAUUGAACGAUAAACAUCAUAAACAGAUUGUUUGCUUUGUGGUGAAGUACAAAUUAUUUUUAAACUUGGAAAAUAUGAACUUUUAUUACGCUUUAAUGCAAGACCAUACUUAGGGCUGGAUAAAGACGGUAAUAAUGUGCAACCAUUGUAAUGUGCAGCCAUUGUGAUGUGCAGCCAUUGUGAUGUGCAGCCAUAGUAAUGUGCACCCAUUGGAGCUAUUAACGUCACCACAUACUUAGUGGUAUCAGCAGAGGUGACAGUGAAGUAUCAUAAACAUUGCAGCUGUUGUUUUUAUCACCGCUGUUGUUUUUAUCACCACUGUUGACUCUCAUGAGCUUCUGUUGUAUAUUCUGCAGGCUGCACGGCAGUGAAGAUGCUGGUGUGUUUUGGUGUUAAUUACCUGCAUUUUAUGUCAACUUAAUGCGCUGCUCAUUUGCACUUAGUCUAUAUGGAGGGAAUCCAGCAAAUAAAUAAUUUAAUUUAAAUGCUAA
Molecule: messenger RNA, 1980 nt
Organism: Brienomyrus brachyistius
Lineage: Eukaryota; Metazoa; Chordata; Actinopteri; Osteoglossiformes; Mormyridae
Exons: 8
Coding region: 300-1367 (355 amino acids)
Source: RefSeq, a predicted model, not a curated record